Messenger RNA from Oncorhynchus tshawytscha (Chinook salmon), 1031 nucleotides. RefSeq names its product adhesion G protein-coupled receptor E2-like. The record is from RefSeq and is a predicted model, not a curated record. The transcript is spliced from 4 exons. Gene Ontology annotation, molecular function: calcium ion binding. Bases 293 to 865 code for a protein of 190 amino acids. Lineage: Eukaryota; Metazoa; Chordata; Actinopteri; Salmoniformes; Salmonidae.
UUGUGAACAAGAGAGAGAAGAGGCGUUCUCUAACAGAAAGAGGUAGAGGAGAGGAGAGCUAAAUAGUUGUUUUCUAUCUCCGUGUGGCUCACACAGAGAGUCGUCUCACCAAAAGAGAGGGAAUACUUUAUUUAUUUUUAUUCUGUUCAUGUUAUCACCACUGAUCAUACAGAAUAAAAACCUUGUUAAACUGGUUAAACAGUGAAACAGAUUUAAUCUCAGACUGAUUCUUCUUGUGGGACUAGUUUUAUUAGGAUCCUACUAGUUUUCAUAAUACCAGUCUGUCUCUGAGAUGGGGUCCAGAACUCUUCUACUUGUUCUGGGUCUUGAUUUCAUUCUGCUGGUGAACCUAGUGGUCAAAGGUUGUGACCCUGGCUUCAUAGCCAAAGGGAGUCAACAAUGUGUUGAUAUAGAUGAGUGUAAAGAGUGGGACAGUAACCCACCCUGUGGAAGUAAUGCCGCGUGUUACAACAUACAGGGGAGCUUCUACUGUCACUGUCUACCUGGGUUCAUAUCAACAACGACUUUCAAGUUUACUGCUCUCACUGGGGAGUGUAAGGACUUCGAUGAGUGCCUGGAGAUAACACAUGUUUGUGGCAACAACACCAUUUGCCUCAACACCAUCGGGAGCUACAACUGCCAGUGUCUGCCUGGGUUCAGAGUCUCUACUUACACUGGACGCUGUACAGAUGAGGAUGAGUGUGUGUGGGUUCCCCCGGUGUGCGGCGCUCUGGGCAUGUGCACAAACACACCUGGCCGAUACACCUGCACCUGUCCGUCAGGGCUCAGUAACCACGGCAACAACACUGCCCCCUGUACAGGUGAGUUGGCCAAGGCCACGCUAGCUCUGACCUCUUACCCAUGAACUCUAACCUCUGACCUUCGACCCCGUGACCCUCACCCUUUGAAGACACCUGUCAGAUCUCACAACGCCUGGAAAACAUGUAUAACACAUCAGUUAACAGCAAUUUGAUGUCUGGAUGGAUGUUUAACCCAUCAGUAACCCGUCACAGGAUAUAGCAGCAAUUUGA